Messenger RNA from Humulus lupulus (European hop), 2780 nucleotides. RefSeq lists its product as uncharacterized. Lineage: Eukaryota; Viridiplantae; Streptophyta; Magnoliopsida; Rosales; Cannabaceae. The record is from RefSeq and is a predicted model, not a curated record. Bases 752 to 2632 code for a protein of 626 amino acids. The transcript has 6 exons.
UAAUAAAAUACAAAGAAUUGAAUAGGUAAUAGAAAAUGAAAAAUUGAUGGGUAGUGGAAAAUAGAAAGAAGGGUGGAGAAGAGAGAAUUCUGAGCAAGAUGACCCACACAAUAUUUUAUAUUUUAAUUUAUAUAUAAAAAAUAUUUGGAAGGUUUAGAAUAGAUAAAGGUAUAAUCCAUUGUUUUUGUUUGAGUUAUGAGUUUUGAGGUUUUGGUUUUGAGAAGAGAGGGAAAGAGUACACAUGGAAAUGCAAGUAACGGCGAGAACAGAAGAGAGUGGAAAGAGAAGGAAGAAGAAGAAAACUUCUGAAUAACAUAUUAGCUUUAGUGGGUUUUUUUGGUUUUUUCUUUUUUGGUCUUAUUUUCAUGGAGGCAUCAUUACUGGUUCAUAUAUCAAUUUCUAAGAGACCCUGAACUGCCAAAAUUCUCUUCAUUUUUCUGCUGCAGGGGGGAUGCUUUCGUCUUAUUCCAUUUAGCUUCCUAAUUUCUGUUUCAGUUUAACAAUCUUAUUUGAUGAAACUGAGAGGGAUGCCUUUGAUAUGUACAUUCCUAAACUAAAUGGGAUUAGUAGUAAUUCUUACAUUGGCUAGGAAACUUAUAGUUCAUAGUGCUGCCGAGGUCUGAGGACAUAGAUAAGAACCUUGGUUUUUACUAUGUUGACAAAAGUAAAACUGUACAGAAAAUUAAUAUAUUAAGCUAAUCAAAAGAGGAUCCUUGAAACUUUUGAAGAAAAAUAUACUCAAAUUUGAAAGAUGGGCUUGCCUCAAGUGUCCUCAGGCAGUAUUGCUGAGGAAGUGGCAGCAUCGAUAAGCACAAUUGUGCAAAACCCACCUAGAAUUUCUGGUGUGAGCAGCUGUGAUAUUAGUGGGAUUCAUGGAGGAAGCUUAGGCAAUAGGUUGCAGGUUGAUUUAUCAAGCUUUUCAUUUGGAGAAUUCCAAAGGAAAUCAAUCAAGGAGCGUCCAAGGGAGUCAGAUUACUUGAAUGCGCAUAAAGAUGGUAGAUCCAACAUGAGUUUGUUAAAGAUUAGUUCUGUGGAGCAGAGUUGCUGGUUAACUCAAAAAAGUGGACAGAAUAUUCAUACAUCUAUUCCUAGGAUUGUUGGUUUUGAGUCAAGCACCUCAUGUCCUUCUCUAAAUGUGGUAGCUGGAGACCAGCAUUCGUUAACUGCAGUCAGUGUUACAUGUGAUGCAGCUGAGGCAAGCGAAUCGCUUGUAAGGAAGCAAUUAUCGUCUCCUUUGAAUGGAAUGCUUCUGCAAAGUCAAUGCAUUGAUGAUGGUAAUGGAGUUCACAAGAGUCAUUCAUCAAGGAGUGAUGGGAGUAUAAAUGUUUAUCCUCAGCAAGAUAAGAAAAAAGCUCAUGUUAACGAUUUUGAUCAUUUAAGUAGUCCUAUCUGGUCUGCUUCUUCUUUUGCAGGAUGGAAGAGUUCACCAGAUGAUAAUUGUGUGGCAAACUCCAUCUUUUUCACAGAUGGCCCCAUACUUGAAAACAAGGACUCACAGUCUUUCAAUCAUUUCUCUGAGGAGACCUUCAAAGAAAAAUCUUUAACGAGGGCAAUAACAAUUACUCAAAAAAAGGUGGCCUCACCUCCUCUCUCAUUGUCUCCUCUUGGUCCAAAGUUUACUGAAAGAGUAAAAUCAGGACGAGCUCUCAGUGAUACCUCGAGAAAGUUAGAAGAUGAUGAUGGUAUAACACUUAAGGACAUUGAAAGAUCACUCAAUGGAACUGUAGGCUCUUUAUCAUCCUGGAAUGAAAAUGCUUUUAAGAAGCCAAGUAAGUCACUGCAGGAACAUGAUAUUUUGCAGAAUUUUGACCCGUUUACUGGAGGAGUCAACUUGGAAAGAGACUGUUAUCAGAAUUUUGACUUCACUCCUCCUCAAGGUUUCAAACAAGUGAGAACUCUGAGUGGAUUGUCUGUUAGAAGGUCCUUGGUUGGUUCAUUUGAGGAAUCCCUGUUGUCCGGUCGGUGGUUGUGUGGGAAAGCUAGCCAGACAAUUGAUGGUUUCCUUGCUGUUCUGAAUGUUACUGGAGGGACUUUCUCACCGCAACCACAAAAACUUCCAUUUUCUGUAACCAGCGUGGAUGGAGAUAACUGCUUAGUCUAUUAUUCCUCAAUAGAGCUUGCAGGGAGUUCGGAAGCAAACAAGUCUAGAGGCUCUAAGAUGAAGAGGAGCCUUAGCAUUGAUAGGUCGGGGAUGAUAAAAAGCCAAUUGCGAGUACCCAUGAAAGGACGCAUACAAUUGGUUCUGAGCAAUCCAGAAAGAACUCCCAUACACACAUUCUUUUGUGCUUAUGAUUUGAGCGACAUGCCAGCUGGUACAAAGACAUUUCUGCGUCAAAAGGUCACUCUGGCGUCUUCUCCUCCUGCUAAUGGUGCUGGUGUUCUGCGUUAUGCUCUUCAUGCCCGCUUUGUAUGCCCUUUACCAAAGAAAAAUUCAAAAUCAUUGCAGAGAUGUAAAUCUGAUCCCUCCUCUGCACCAGCUAGUAAAGAGAACCCUGAUGGGGAACGCCGCUUCUACUUGUACAAUGAUUUGAGGGUGGUGUUUCCUCAACGCCAUUCGGAUGCUGAUGAAGGCAAGUUGCAUGUGGAAUAUCAUUUUCCUUCAGAUCCAAAGUACUUUGACAUUAGCAAUUAAAAGUGCUCAAUAACCAACAUAUUUUCUUCUCAAAAGAGAUUCACGUAUGUACAUAUUUCUGUAUAUUCUGGUUCCUUUCAUCCUUUGGGCAAUUGCCCUGUUUAACUGUAAAUAACUUCCAUUCUCAAUAAUUAGUUGAUUUAGAGUA